CUACUUCCCCCCAGCCCAGUCCUCCUCAACUCCUCCACUUCGCCCUGGGGCCACAUCUGGCCUCUCAGCUCCGGCCCUGGCCAGGGCAGGGUGACUGGCUCAAGCCUGGGGAUUCCUCCAGGUCUCUCUCCGAAGCCUACCUCCAGGCAGGGUGGUGGGAGGAGCGUUCUCCUGGAGGAGGCACUUCCCCUCUGGCUUCUCCAGCCACUAGCUCUUCCCUGUCCACUUUGGAGCCUUCCUCUCCAGGGGCAUUGGGGGUGGUGGUGCUGGGAAUGCCAGGCAGGCAGAGUGCUGGGGUCAGGCACUGUGGCUGUCACCUGCCAGCAGUGCAGACUCUGGAUGAGGGGUUUAGGGAGCUGACGUUUUGUUGGGGGUAUAAUUGGGUCCCCAAUGGAGAAAGCCAUCUUAUUUCCAGUCUUGCCCAUGGGACACCACACAGGGUUGCCCCUGGGCCUCUCAUGUGAGUAUAGCCUCUGAGUUCUGUCCCUUCCACCCCAGUCUGGACACCCACACCUUGGCUCCUGACAGAUGUUCUGGCCCCUUCUGGGUCACCAGAGCCACCAGCCCCCUGGGAACAUGAGGUCCCUGUGUCCACCAUCAAACUGACCCCUUGAUUCCUGGCCCAUGCCACUUGGCCCCUCUGGUGGGUUCUUUAUUUUUCCUGGCUCCCUGUGUCCUUUCCAGCCUUGGGCUGGGUUGGCUCCCUUUCUGUGUUCAGUCCACUUGGGGUACCCUUCCACCUCGCAGUCACACUUGGGCCUCAUCCCACAAGUUCAGCCACCUCCAUCCUUGGUUUCAUCCAGCCUCCCACUUCUACCCACCCCCACCCAGGGGCCUAUCCAUGUCCUCUGUUUAACCAAGGGCUCUGGGCCUCCUCCUCGGUCACCUCCCACCUCUGUCUGUGCUGGCGUCACUCUGCCAUGCUCCUGAGUGCCCACAGAGCUGGGAGGUUCUGCCGAUUGUGAUCCACCUUCCCCUGCGGAGACUGAGGCUCAGAGAGGCUGGGUGCUCCACUCAGUGGGGACAGGGAGCUGCCACAGACCCUGGUGCUGCCCCCUGUUCCCCCCUUAGCCAUUUCAGGCUUUCUCUUCUCAAACCCUGGCCCCUUGCUCUGGGCCGUAGUCCACACUACAGAGGUCAGAUGGACACUGUUCCUCUUCUUUCUAGAGCUCUUCCUGUGCUCCUGGACUCCAGUUCUCAGGUCAUGUCUGCUGCUCCAUCUGCCCACCAGGCCCUUGGCUUCACCCUUCCAUGUUUCUGCCCACGGGUCUGGCUUUAAGUGCUGUGGUCACCCAGUUGCCUUUCCAUUUUGGUGCCACUGUUUCUGUGUCCCACUCUGUUCCUAAACUGCAGCCAGAAGGUCAUGUUCAGCAUCACACUGGGUUUCAACCCUUCUAAAGUGGCUCUUCAGAUCAAAUUGGUCCUUCCUCUGGUGUGUGUGUGAGGUCCUGCUGGGCUUCCUCUGGCCUCUCCUCCACUCUCCCCUGGCCUGGGCAUCAGCCACCUGGCCUCCCCCUCUGUUACGCAGACCCUAGAGGUGUUCUCUCUCCUGUCUUGGCCACCACGUGCCAGGCCUCUACUGGCACAUCCACCUUCCCCUCAGGCUGCUGGCACAUGCAGUUCUCCUUCAGGAGGGCUUCCUGGGCCUCUAAAGACCCCUUUACCCCCAAGUGCUACAACUGCCAUUGUCACGUUGCCUGUUUAUCUGCAGGAACCAGGUCGGCCACUUAGUCUCGACAGCAGAGGCAUGAACCCAGGAAGGAGCUGCCUGAUGUCCCCACCCUGGUCCUGGGUCUACUUGGCUGGGGAGAGGGACAGGGAGGGAGGGCCAAGAGCUGGUGCCUGAGGACUGCUUGGAUCCAGCCCAGACUUAGGACUGCCUCUCUCCCAGAGAAUCCCGGCUGUCACCACCCAAAAAUAGCCUGUGUCUGUGGGCAAGUAUACCAGUGCUUGGCCACACUGCCAGUGGGCACAGUACAAGGAGACAAGGACAGCUGCAGGGGGGGCUUCCUGCCUUAGUGCAGUGCUACUGUGGUGUGUCCUAAAGCCCUGCAUCCUCUGUAUGUCCUUGACACCACCUGGCCCUCUGCCCCGCAGGUGAUUGGGCUGCUGGAUGUGUUCACUCCUGAUGAGACCCUGGAUGACUUCACAGACUUCCUACUGCACACCUUCCCGUGUUCCUGGGACCCACCGACGCUGGCAGGCCUGGGAAGAGCUGGGGCUUCCUCUUCCCUCCAGCCUGGCGCCUGGGCCCUUCAUGUUGGAGGUGUGAACCCUGGACCCAAGCUACCUUGUGAUGCCAUUCAUGGGCACUGACCUGGGCAAACUCAUGAAGCAUGAGACCCUGAGUGAGGACCGAGUCCAGUUCCUGGUGUAUCAGAUGCUGAAGGGGCUGAGGUAUAUCCAUGCUGCUGGUGUCAUCCACAGGGACCUGAAGCCUGGCAACCUGGCUGUGAACGAGGACUGUGAGCUGAAGAUCCUGGACUUUGGUCUGGCCAGGCAAGCAGACAGCGAGAUGACAGGGUAUGUGGUGACCCGGUGGUACCGGGCACCCGAGGUCAUCUUGAAUUGGAUGCGCUACACACAGACAGUGGACAUCUGGUCGGUGGGCUGCAUCAUGGCGGAGAUGAUUACAGGGAAGAUACUGUUUAAGGGCAAUGACCACCUGGACCAGCUGAAGGAGAUCAUGAAGGUGACAGGAACACCUCCUGCCGAGUUUGUGCAGAAGCUGCAGAGUGCUGAGGCCAAGAACUACAUGAAGGGCCUCCCUGAGCUGGAGAAGAAGGAUUUCGCCUCUGUCCUGACCAAUGCAAGCCCUCUGGCUGUGGAUCUCCUGGAGAAGAUGCUGGUGCUGGAUGCAGAGCAGCGGGUGACGGCGGCUGAGGCACUGGCCCACCCAUACUUUGAAUCCCUGCACGACACAGAGGACGAACCCAAGGCCCAGAAGUAUGACGAUUCCUUUGAUGAUGUGGACCGCACCCUGGAUGAGUGGAAGCGUGUCACUUAUAAAGAAGUGCUAAGCUUCAAGCCUCCCAGGCAGCUGGGUGCUAGGGUUCCCAAGGAGACGGCCCUGUGAAGACCCCUGGGUGACAUAGGAAUAUGCUAAGAACUCUGGAUGGGAGCCUCAUGCCUUAGCCUCCCUUCACUGGGAGGGAUCCUGAUUAUCACUGUGGCCUUGCCUGGAACUUACAUCCUAGGGCAGCUGCUUGGAGAGGCCGAGUAGACUCCCUCUGUGAGUGGACUCCCUCUUUUCCCAAGUCUGUAUCCCUGCUCUUCGGUGCUCCCAGAGCAUCUUGACCUUAGGUGACCCUGGAGCAUCUUCGCUGUCUGCACAGUACCUCUGCCUAUCCUGGAAUGGAAUACGAACUCCCAUCACCUCCUGUUUCCCUGGGGCAGUUGGCUUUAUAGCUGGCCUUGGGCCUUGGGCUCUGGAGCAGUGGUCCCUUCCAACAGGGCGCAGCAAAAAGCUCAGAGAUGUUAUGGCUCAGGGUCAAGUGCUGGCCUCUGAGCCCUGCCUGCUCUGGACUGUGCAGAGUUCAGCUCUCAAGAAAAGGAGAGGAAGGGCAGUGGGCUUUGACUCAGGGACAUCAUCUCUCCUGGGGAUGCUCAUCAUGGAUUUUCCUGCAAACCCAACCUGGAGUGUAAACCAGACAUUUGGUGUGCCCAUCUGGCCAGAAGGAAAUAAACCCUUUUGUAGACCUUCCA
This is a messenger RNA of Ictidomys tridecemlineatus (thirteen-lined ground squirrel), 3705 nucleotides long. The record is from RefSeq and is a predicted model, not a curated record. NCBI's taxonomy places the organism in Eukaryota, Metazoa, Chordata, Mammalia, Rodentia, Sciuridae.